Rhagoletis zephyria (snowberry fruit fly) is the source of this 1898-nucleotide messenger RNA. RefSeq names its product rho GTPase-activating protein 23-like. NCBI's taxonomy places the organism in Eukaryota, Metazoa, Arthropoda, Insecta, Diptera, Tephritidae. Gene Ontology annotation, molecular function: protein binding. The record is from RefSeq and is a predicted model, not a curated record.
CAGAUAAAAUAAUAUUUUUCACAAACAACAGCUGAACAAAUUUUGAAAGUAAAAUUGAGAACAACAACGAAAAAAGAAACAAUAGUCACUGUAAUAAUAUUUUCGCAUUCACGAGAUAAUGUACAUAGCACACGUACGUAAAUGCAUCAUAACAAAGCGUCGAAUGAAAGUAAACAUUGAAAGCGGAACAGGAACAAUGUAAUACAUUCAGCAUGGCUUAAAGAAAAUCGAAACGCAAAGUGGAAGAGUUUGAAGUCUUGCAUGAAUGGGCAGAAAGAAGCCUUAUAUGAAAAAGGAAACCAACGCCAAACGAAAUGUUAUACUAAAGCGCAGGACUAGGGAAUCCCAAUGAAGGUUGUAAGUGUUAUUGAAUGACGCACAAAACCCCCGGAUCAGACCGCAUAAUCCGCUAGUGAAAAGCAAGGAAACACAGUAGGCGAAGAGGAAAAACAAAAAACAAAAAAACCUGGCAACAACAAAAAAAAAAGCUAAAACUGUAAAGAACCGUGAAAAGCAGAAACAAAAACGCAAAACAACAGAAGUAAAACACCCCAAAACGAUAAAGUUUAAAUUACCAUUUAUAGCGCAAAUGUAAAUGUAAGCACAAAUGGGGACAUUUUGAGAACGAACGCAUCAAGCGCAUGUUGUCAACUGUCCUAAACCAACAGCAACAGCAACAGCACAACAACAAAAAGCAAAAACUAACUACAAACAAUAACAUAAAAACAUUGCCAUCUCACCAUUACUAAAUACUAUAAUCAACCUUAUUUCACUUACACAUCGCCAACGCGGACACCGUAGCCUUCGACUUCGACUUCGACUUUGUGACUUCGCCAACGUCCAUCGUCAUAAUAAUACCAUAGAAGUGACAUUAAGACAGUUACCGUCAGCGCGUAACACUCGCAACAUAGUAUUGCAGUCACAUAAACAAACAUUCAAACAUACAUACAUAUGUACAUAUACUACACACUACAUUGAAUAUAACAGUAAGAAAGGCAAGAAGAAUUACCACACUCAAUUGUAUAGCCGCCGCAUUUGCCGCAAAACAAAAAAAAAACAUCAUAAAAUGUUGCAAGACACCAAUAGUACCGCCAUACAGCCAAAAGUCGUUGUAAUUCGACGACGUCCGAAUCAAGGUUUCGGUUUUACGCUGCGUCAUUUCAUUGCCUACCCACCGGAAGAUGAUCCCUCUUGGCCACAGGAAGCAUCUGAUCCGUACCACCACCAAGUGAAAGCUAUGGAAACCAUUUUCAUAAAAGAAGUUCAAACGAACGGACCUGCUCACUACGCCAACCUGCAGACGGGCGAUCGCGUUCUAAUGGUGAACAACACACCCAUCGCUGGUCUAACAUACAGUACAAUCGUGUCGAUGAUCAAACAAACGCCUUCAGUGUUGACGUUGCAUGUGGUGCCCAAGGAGUGCGACGUACUGCAGAUGCACUACACCAGCAUUGCGCACACACCAGAAACAAAUCGUCUUGCCACAGCGCCUCGACCCAUACCAUCGCCUGUAACUGUGGGCAAUGGUAAUGCAGCUGGCGCAUUAAUACCAAUCACACCAGCUGCUGCUGCUGCUGCAUCUGCAUCUGCAUCUGCAUCUACUACAAAAUCAUUUUCACACCAACAGCAAUUGAUCUCAUAUCCACCGCUGAGCGGUGGCAAUGGUAGUGGUGGUGGAGGUGGAGGUGGAGGUAUUGGCGCCGGAGGAAAGGCUAGUCGUUCGGGCAGUAUUACAAGCUCUGGUAGCAGUAGCUUCCGCCCCACACUGGUGGGGAGCGGCGGCGAAUUUGUUGAUAUGUCAUCGCAGGGACUGCACCAGCAUAGCGGACGUUUGCUGAUACGAGACGAUGGCGGCGGAGGCUUUCUGUCGCGGUAAGUGUACAAAUAUUUGCAUAUUA